Messenger RNA from Leptopilina heterotoma, 5153 nucleotides. RefSeq names its product codanin-1 (gene dlt). Bases 261 to 4916 code for a protein of 1551 amino acids. The transcript has 13 exons. NCBI's taxonomy places the organism in Eukaryota, Metazoa, Arthropoda, Insecta, Hymenoptera, Figitidae. Gene Ontology annotation, biological process: chromatin organization. The record is from RefSeq and is a predicted model, not a curated record. Gene Ontology annotation, cellular component: nucleus.
UUCAAACUACCUUUUUCUUCUGUUUUCAUCGUUUUUCAUGAUUUAUCUCGAAUUUCCCUUUUCAUUCUACAAGUUUUAAAAGAAAAUUAUGUUAUUAAAAGUUUUCCGAGACAAUCAAAUGAAAAUUUAACACUCGAACUUAACGGUGAUUGAACAUAAAUGUCCUUGCGCAUAAUUCAGUGUUUCGUUAUUUCUGAAUUACAAAGUUUUCGAAGAGUGUUUUUUGUCGUCAACAGUUGAAGAUUAAAAACGGAAAAAAAAUGGCUCAAGAAAUACUAAAUAAUGUACUUAAUUCUAAAAUAUUACCAGAAGAAAUUAUCAAAUGGUUGUUAACGGAUAAUCAACAGCAAAAUUUUGAUUGGAGUAACGGAAACCAAAAUUUACCGAGAGCUGAAUUUGUGGCUUGUUUUCUGAAUUUUUUAAGGGACCAAUUUGCAGUUGCUCAACCAGCUGCAACUAACAUAAAGCAGACACCGUCUAAGGAUAAAACAUCAAAACCAUCAGCGACUAAUAUAAUUAAUAAAGAAACACAAAUAAUUGACAAUUCUGGAAGUGUCUUGAAUGAUGUUAACAAAUUAAAUGAUACACUCGAUAAUUCACGAUCAUCAGAAAAACGCAGCACUCUUAAUAUUUCUACUAAUAAUGAAAAUCCUAACCAAUUAACAAAAGGUAUUUUAAUAAUAAAAAGUCCAAAAAAUCGAAAACAAAUUUUUGAAAGUAAUAAAUCUUCCGAUAGUCUCUUAGGAUCAGAAGGUAAAAUAAAAAAUUCACAAACAAAUAAACAAUUUAAGAAACGAAUUUCACUUCUGAGUGUUAAUGAAAAAUCCGCUGAUAUUGAAAAUAAUUUAAUUGUUAAAAAAAAUGUCGAUUCACCACAACAACAACAACAACAAAAAGCGGCAAAUUCAUCUCAAUUAUUGGAUUUAAAUCAAUCAUUUUCAAAUAGUCGUAAUAGUGAACCUGUUCUAUCAAAUUUCAAUAGAUUAUUUUCGUCUGGCAAUGAUUUAUUUGUUAAUUUAUCAAAAGAACAAUGUAGCAGUUUAAAUGCAUCACUCUUGUCACAAAAUUGUAGUCAAUACGAUUAUUCAAGUAAUUCAUCACAAACAUCGGAGAAUUCAAUUCGAAAUGAAUUACUCCUUAAUUCACCACUAAUGCAUUAUAAUAAUGAAUUAAAAAAUCCAGUUUCUCCAUUAUAUAGUCAAAGUAUGAUGACAACACCAAAGAACACAUAUAAAUCACAAAAUCGUUCAAUGGAUAAACAAACGAGAACAAAUAAUAAUAAUUUUAAGCAUAGUACACCGGAACAAUUAACGAAUUCAUCGCAAAAAAAUGUCAAAUCAACGUCAAGACAAAAUAUCAGUCUUGCCGAUUUUAUAACAAUUGAUACGCGUUUAUCGAAAAAAAGUAGUGGGAAAAAAAAUAAUCAAAAAACACAAUUGUCAAGGCAUGCCAAAGAAGAUGAUUCAUCAUCAUCGCCGAUGAUGUCAAGUUCUGUUUUGUCAGAGGAAAAUUUUCCCGAAGUUGGACAGAGUUUCGAAAGACGACGGAGAAUAAAACCGACGAAAUUGGAUAUUUCCAGUGAUAAAGGUGACAAGGAAAAUGCAGUGUUUGGAACAGUGAAUCGACCAGCGACGACGAAUCCACAAUUCUCUGAAGUUCAAUCAACCGAUCAAUUGUCUGACAAAGCAUCAUUUGAAAUGGAAAGAGUAUUAUUGCGCAUCGAGAGACAAAAAAAGCCAGAGAUAACGAUUGAGAAUAAAAUUGGAGAUCAAGAUUCUCAAUUGAAAACAAGACCACCAAGAGCACAAUUAUCAUCAUCAUCAUCAUCAUCAAAAUCAAUCAUUACCCCCUCAUUAUUAUUAAUUGAUCAAACGGAAAUUUUAAAAGUACUAGUACAAUUAUAUUGCGCCUUUAUCGAUAACAAUUUAAUUUUAAAUCCCAUGACUGAAAUGUAUUUUAUAAUUUCUCUUAUAACCACACAAUAUCAUCGUCAAAAAGCGCAGAACAAAUCGACGAAUAAUGAAUCUGGAAAUAUGACCGAAAGUUUAAAUAUUGAAGCACAAGAUUUGGAAUCUGAUUUGGGUUGUGCUUUGCUCAGUGAAGAAUUAUCGAAAAUUGACGAAGAUGAAAUUUUAUUAAUGGAAAAAAAUGAAGAAUUAGUUAGUAAAUUGCAAAUCGAAGACAAGACUGAAUUGAUGAAUUCUGAUAUUCUUUGUAAGAAGGAAAAUGUUGAAAUUUUAAAUAUUGACGAUCUACAUUUAGGAACUCCUCAUAAUUGUGUAUUUUUUUCUACAAAUGUUUUAAAUAGCGAGAGACAUUGGUUAAAAUUUCUCGAUCGAACGACAUUAAAAUUACUAUCGGAAAAUUCACAUAUCGCUGAAUUUCAGCCGGAAUUGCAAAUUUAUUUGCAGGAAUUGUAUGAUGCAAAACUUAGUAAAAUGAAUCACACUAAACAACAUACAUUUAGCUUUGUCGAUCCGAAUGUUUCGUUUCAAAUUGAUACUGACAACAGGGAGAAUUUCCCGACGGCCAUUGCUUUCCAAUCGUUUCGUAAACAACGUGACAUGUUUUACGAGAUAUUGAAAAUUUGGGAGGAGAAUCAUUCGAAUAGUAAUUGGAAAUUUUCUGUGGCGUUGAAUCAGAAAAUAAAAAUGAUGCUGACACUUCACAGUGAUGUUACUAAUCACUGUCAUAUUGCUAGACUUUUUAAAUCUCAAUUACUUAUUUCCUGUAUACACAGCGGACAACAGGAAGAUGCUAUUGAUGAGGAGAGCUUGAGUAUUCUUAAAUCUCUAAAGGACAUCAAUCCGGAAAAAUUGACGCAAUUGAAGGAGAGAUUAGUGACUCCUUUAUCAUCAAAAGGUCCCGUUCCCGAGCCAACUUUCCAGGGGGUUCAGGAAUUUUAUAAAAAUUUUAUACUUUAUUCAUUCAAUCCAAUGUUUUAUGCACACUUGGAAGAUUGUCUCAUUCACGAAAUCUUGGAAUUAAACGAUAUGCAAUUCACUGCAAUCGAAAUUGGAGAUUCAGAAACAACGGUUGAUGAACGAACGAAGCAGAAUUUUAUAAUUUGUCUAUUAAGUUUACGUCUUCUCGGCAAAUUUUUGGGCUUUUUGGUAUCGUUACCAUAUCGAUCAUCGACAAGUUCACUCGACGAGGUCGUCAAGUCUCAAGUUUCAUUACGCUGUCGAAUUGUGCCCGUAUUGGAUUUACAAGCCUGCCUCCAGGAGUCGAUUGUCCAGGGAAAAUUGACAUUAACAAUACCCUGGAUUGUUGAAUAUUUAUCGCAAUUAGAUACAGCUUCACUUCGUUUACCAUACUAUAAGCAAUUAUUGGAAAUUCUUUAUUGCAUUUAUAGAAUUUCAAAAUUAGACGUACCCUUUAUUUUCGAGCAAUUUAUUUCUCAACAAACGUUAAUUCUCAUUAAAUUCUCUCUUGGUUGGCUCUUUGAAUUGCCUAAUUUUCCAACUGAUUUCUAUUUCACUUGGCAAUCGAAUCACAAUGAAAAGAAAUUAUUGACACUUUGCAAGAAUGAAAAGGAACAAAUGAAAAUUUCCAUUGUUAAUAAUAAAAAUGAUAUGACAUUGGACAGAUUGGAUAUUAUUGAUGAAAGAGUUUUAUAUUCGUGUUGUCCAUUUUUAAUGGAGUUUAAAAUUCUCCUCACCGGCAAUUCACAAUCGACUGGCAAUAAAACUAACAGGCAUAUCACUCCAGUUUCUAGUCAACUUCCGAAUGCCGCCGACAGUACGAAUGCGAAAAAUUUAGAGCUCCAAUUGGAAGAAGCAUUUUUCAACGGUCAACCGGCUUCUACUAGGAAAACGAUUGAAUUUGUUUCCGAAAGAGUUGCAUCGACUUGUGUGAAAUACAUUUUCAACAAUUUAUUAACGACGGCUCAAGAAAAUUGUUUAAAUGAAUUGCGACAAAAUGUGGUUGAAAAACAUCGUAAAAUGUUGGAAAACACUCCUAAUGACUUGAAGACGUUGAUGUUGAAGGAGAUGAAUAAUUUGGCGGCAAAUAUAACAAAGGAAGUGAAGGAAAAAAUUGAAAAGGAAAUUCCUGCAAUGUGUAAGACUCGUAUUUCACAGACGAUUGAUUCUUUAUUAGCAGUCGACACCUUAUUGACUGUGAAGGAAACGUGUAUUCAAAUUACAAUUAGAAUGGCACAGGAUCGCAUUGCUCAAUGGAUUCAAUCGCACAUUGGGGAUUUGCUUUUUAUGCGAGAUAUGGAAUUUAAAAUUAGUCAAGUGGCGAAAAACGAAAUCGACAACGCCAUUAUUGUUGAGAAUGAAGAUAAACAUAAUCUUUCUGCUGCUUGUCCAACUGACGUACUUGAUGAUCUUCGGGCUUGCUCGUGGGAAUUUCUGGACAAUAAUGGAAAAUCUGUAACAAUUGAGUUCGUAUCGAAAGUUUUAGAUCAGUUAUAUUCGAGUUCUACUGAACGAGCAGAUUUAAUUCCCGGACCCGAAAAUUAUUUGCGGACAAUGAGUGUUGAUCUGUUUCUCUUUAUCGUUACGUAUCGAAGGGAAAUUCUCACAACUGAAAUAGAAAUGAAAUUUGUCAAAUACUGGAAACUUGUACUGACAAAAACAUCCGAGGCGAAUUUUUCUCUAUCGAGAAUAUUGAGUCCAAGAAAUGUGAUAAUUUUAGAAAAGUCCAUAAAUAAUGCUGUUUGGACCAAGUGUGGAAAAUUUAUAAAAUUACUACUAAAAGAAAAGAUUUUGAGUUUGGAAUGUCUCAGCGAUCAGUGCGUUGCCCUUUUGAGACAAGAGUGGCCAACAGAAACGCUGCAAAAUUUAUCGAAGUGCCUGAUAAUAGGAAUAGAGGACUACAAGGCGUCUGACGAAUCGGCAGAGAGAAUCAGGUAUUUAAUUCGUUGGAUUGCUGAAACUUAUAAAGAUAUCGAGAACUUAGAUAAUUAAUUUGUAUAGAUUAAAAAUUUAAUUUUAAGGAGUGAAUUUUUUAAUCGUCAAUCAAAUAAUAUAAUUUGUUUAUCGCAAAUUGUUAAGAAUUAUUGAAGUAGGGAUGAAUUUGUGUGUAAAGAUUUAUCAGGAUAUUUUAUCCUUGUUAAUUAUUUUACAUAAUUUUGAAAAAAUGUUAUGUACAAUGUUUUUCCAUUUUUUUUUUAAUUAUAAAUCUAAUAAAUAAUUUAUUUUUUA